Molecule: messenger RNA, 1168 nt
Organism: Spea bombifrons (plains spadefoot toad)
Lineage: Eukaryota; Metazoa; Chordata; Amphibia; Anura; Pelobatidae
Product: hydroxycarboxylic acid receptor 2-like
Exons: 1
Coding region: 242-1168 (308 amino acids)
Biological process (GO): G protein-coupled receptor signaling pathway
Cellular component (GO): membrane
Molecular function (GO): leukotriene receptor activity
Source: RefSeq, a predicted model, not a curated record
UUGGGCCUGCGUUAACCGCUGCACGAACAAAAUAAAUAUAUACACAUUUGCAUCUUACUUUGCACACACACACCAUGAAAUGCUGAAUAGAAGACCGUGAAGUAACGCAGUUUUUUUGAAAAACCAAAUAUUUCAGCUCUGCCGCACUAAGCUAAAAUGCUGUGUACAUAUAUAACAACGUCUCCAGUCCCUGGACUACCAUCACAUCUGUGCCGAAGAGAAGACCCCAUAAGCCUGCAGAAUGAAUUCCACCUGCUGUGCUUUUGAAGAGCCUAUACUAGAUGUGGUUCUACCGCCUAUUUUACUGUUGGAGGUCAUAUUGGGCUUCAUUGGUAACUGUCUUGGUUUAUGGAUGAUCUGCCUUGAGCUAAAAUCAUGGAAGCCGAACUCUCUGUAUCUGUUCAGCUUGACAAUGGCUGAUUUUGUCGUCUUAUUCUGUGUCCUUUUCCGCGCCGAUUACUAUAUCAGAGGAAAAGAUUGGGUCUAUGGAGACAUCCUUUGUAGACUGAUGCUCUUUACGCUGAGUGUGUGUCGAUGUGCUGGCGUGAUCUUCCUCACUGUAAUUGCCGUUGACCGCUACUUUAAAAUUCUACACCCUUUCCACAGAGUGAAUAACAUUACUUUGAAGGAAGCGUUCGUCAUCUGCGGCUUUCUGUGGUCAUGCUCUAUCCUGUUAUACUGCUACCUGCUCACCGAGCCACAUUUCUUCAAGGUAAACAACAAACUGCAGUGCGAGAGCUUUAACAUUUGUCCUAAAUCAUUCUCCGGGUUUGCCUGGCAUGAUAUCUUCUUUAUAUUAAUGACAACACUAUCCCUUGCUGGCAUUGUAUACUGUACAGUGUGUAUUUACUUGCAUUUAAAAAACAACACUAUUGACACCAAUGGGAAGGUGAAGAGAGCUAUGUGGUUUGUUCUGUCCAUUGCUGUUGCCUUUACAGUCUGUUACUUGCCCAGCACGAUGGUCAGAGUUGCCAUUUGGAUCCUUAAGUUGCAGAGGAAAGAAGACUGUGCCUAUUAUAGAGAUUCAAGCCUUUCGUUUUACAUCACUAUCUGCUUUACCUAUUUUUACAGCAUGAUCAAUCCCAUUGUGUAUUACUUUUCUAGCACGUCAUUUAAUGGUUUAUUUCACAGAUUAUGGAAUAGAUUUUUUAAAGGGACACAAUCAUGA